Molecule: messenger RNA, 915 nt
Organism: Aspergillus lentulus
Lineage: Eukaryota; Fungi; Ascomycota; Eurotiomycetes; Eurotiales; Aspergillaceae
Source: RefSeq, a predicted model, not a curated record
AUGAUGAAUCCUGAUCAUAGUGAUUCCCCAGUCCUAACAGGCAAAUACCAUCUCUCCGAAGGCGUUACUUCGACUACCAUCAGCAGGACAUACACGACCAUGAAACAGCUCGAGGAAGCUGCCUAUAGCGUUCUGGAGACUCUCCAGGCCAACGAUUGCGACGGUAACCAAUGGAUUCUGGUUUUGGAACUCACCAAAGACGCGAUUGAGCGAUUAGACAAUGACAAGGAGUGUCUUGGUGGGGUCGACUUUCGUUUCGAGUGGGAGGGAGCUACUGGCCUAAUCAAAGUGAUCCCAUCGGCUACCCACGACUCCCUAAUCAAUGAUUUCACCUUGAAGGUCGGCUCUGACCUCCAAAAUAUGGGCAUCCACUGGACGGACCGACGCUGGAUAGGGACUACUACAUACAGACAAGCCAACAAGGGAAAGCAAGGCGACCAGGCAUUCACUCCCCCAUCGCGGCAAGUGGCCAAGGGGGAGACGCAAGGAUGGCCAACUCUAGUCCUCGAAGUAGGAGUCUCAGAGUCCAUGGCCAAGCUGCGUUCCAAUGCCAAAUUCUGGUUUAACAAUUCCGAUGGCCAAACCAGGUUCGUCAUUCUCGUCAGUGCUUCAAGGGCCCGGGUGACGUUCGAAAAAUGGAUGCUGAUGCCGCCUAAUGCCCCGAACCCGGCAUCCCCCGCGUACGUCGCCGCACUUCGCUCACGACCCCUCCACAGUCCUCCUCUAGUAAAUCAGCCAGCUGCUAGCCAGCAGCUUUACUCGGCCCAAGAGGUCGUCGUUACCCAAACCUGGAUGACCGGCGCCCCGAUGAUUUUGCCCUUCCGGGCCCUGUAUGACAGGGCACCAGGACCGAAUGAGAGCGAUAUUACCAUUACCGCCCAGGACUUUAGGGCAUUCGUCCAGACUAUUUUCUGA